Mercenaria mercenaria is the source of this 6531-nucleotide messenger RNA. Its product is annotated as GRB10-interacting GYF protein 2-like. Gene Ontology annotation, molecular function: protein binding. The record is from RefSeq and is a predicted model, not a curated record. NCBI's taxonomy places the organism in Eukaryota, Metazoa, Mollusca, Bivalvia, Venerida, Veneridae.
AGGUUUCCUGAAUAUAUGCAAUCACUCUUGAAGAUGGCAGAUACUCUCAAGUUUGGUCCAGAAUGGUUGCGACAGUUAUCUGGAGGUAACAGUGUUGGUACCCCGCCCCCUUCCCCUGCCCCAGGAUUUGGCAAAUACAAGCUAGCUGACUACAGUAACAGUAAACUUCUAAUAUUUGGAUGUUCAGCAUGUCCCUAUAAUCAAAUGACUGUCGUUAUUAUGCACCCACAAAAGGAAGUUAGCUUGUUGCAAAUAAUGGCACAGUCAGUGAAUAGUCAAGCUGUUUUACGAAUGAUGGGCAGAGGUGCCCCGUCCAUGAGAGGGCGUGGUGGUGGAAUAGAUAGAGGAAGGGGCAGAGGAAGGGGGCGGGGUGAUGGUUACAUGCAACGAGGAGUGUCCUAUGAUGAAAUAGAAGGUGGAGGGUUUGGUCGACCCCGGCAAAGACCAGAUGGGUCCUGGGAUGAAGGGGACCCUAAAGCAUAUCAGAGGUCAUAUUCAAAUAGAUAUACAGAUCCCACCCAACCAAACAAGGUUUAUCAGCGUUCUUUAAGUAGUGAAAAUUGGCGGGAUCGUGAAGAAGAUGAUGAUAACGGGGACUGGCGAAGGGCAGGAUCAAAAUGGAAUAAUUCACGAACCAGCUGGCGAGAUGGGACACAUCAAAGGGGCUUUGAAUAUGACCGGUCACAUCAAGUUCAAAGAGGGGGAUUUAAUCGUCAGUAUGCUCGGCAACGAAGUGGAGAAAAUUGGGAUGAAGAAGAUCUCCCUGAAUGGAGUGUGGAUGGAGAUCCAGAUGAGGUUGGAACAUUUGAUGCCAGUGGUGCUUUUGUCUCUCCUAAAAAGGGCUUUAGAAAAGAAGAGGAUUGGGAUGAUGAUGAAGAAAAGGCAGAAAAAUCUUCAAGAGGGAGUAGUCCUCCUAACAACAAUAAAAUGGAAAAGGGCUUCAUCUUGUGUAACAUUACGCAACUUAUUAAACGCAGCAUCAGUUACAAUAUCUGGGAUGAUGAAGAGGAAUCUGAGGUACCCACAACCAAACAACCCGGUGCUUUACCCCCAGACCAUGAAAACUACAGUAAAUGGCCAUUUACAUCAAAUGAGAUGGCAGAAGGGUUCAGUGCAGGUUACUUUACUAUGAACUUAUCAGUUCGCAGAGGCUGUGAUGAACAGUUUUCACCUCUUGGUGAGUUAAUAAAGAGGUGGGGGCGUGUACCAUUUUUAGCAGGACCUUCUCCCCCACCGCUUAUGAAUAGUACUAGUCCAGAUAUAUCAAAACAGCAGCAGCAGCAACAACAACAACAGGAACAUAUGCAAGCAAUACAGCAACAGUUAUUAAUACAACAACAACUUGUUCAACAACAAAUGUUAAUGAGACAUCUACAGAUACAACAGAUGCAGCAGAUAAUGAGCCAGCUACAGGAAAACGAACAGUUCAAGUCAUUACCACCACUACAACAACAACAGCUUGCAAUGCAAAUGAUGUUAAAGCAAGGCACCCCCAUACCUCCAGCCCAACAGUCACAACAAGAAAAACUCUCACCUAGGUCCUCAGAAGUUCCAGUCACAUCAUCAUCAUCUCAUCCAUCAUACAAUCGUUCAUUUUCCACGCCAAACACAUCUCAGGGACAGAAUGUGGCAGGGAGUAUCUGGGACAUAGAUCCGGGUACAACCACAAUGCCUGCUGGAGGUAUAACAGCUGCUGAACUAGAAAAUCAGUUGAAGGAGAAAGAACAACAAGAAGUAGAAAGAAAAUACCAAGAAAUGCUGGAAAGAGAGAAAGAAGCAUUAAGAAAGCAACAAGAAGAAGUACAAAGACAGAAAGAAGAAAUAGAACGAGAAAGGCUAGAGAUAGAAAGAAGGAAACAAGAAGAAUUGAAGAAAAUAGAGGAAGAAAGAUUACGAGCAGAAGAAGAAAAAAGAAAAGUAGAAGAACAUAGAAGACAUCUAGAAGAGAAAAAGAGAAAGGAAGAAGAACAAAGAAGAAGAAUGAUGGAGGAGGAAAUGAGGAGACAGCAAGAAGUAGAGAGACAAAAAGAAAUACAGAGGCAGCAAGAAAUACAGGAGAAGGAGGCUGAGAGAUUAAAGGAGCAGGAGGAGAGAGAGAAGCAAAAAGAACAGGAGUUACAGAGACGACAACAAGAAGAUGCUCUUAGGAAACAGCAAAACGAAGCUCUGAGAAAACUGCAGCAGGAACAGCUUGCUAACAUACAGUUACCAUCACAUGCACAGUGGGCAAACAGUCAGUCCCAGAUGUCGGGGACAACAGAUGGCAAGUCAUUACUGGAAAUACAACAACAGGAAGAAAAAGAAAGAUUAGAGAGAGAAGAGGUACAGAGGAAGCAGAUGGAGGUCCAGAGACAGCAGAUGAUGGCUCUCCAGCAACAACAACAACAAAAAUCUUGGACAUCUUCUCUCUCAGCUCCUCAAGGAACAAAAUCCUUACUUGAGAUACAACAAGAACAGGCAAGGCAGUUGGAAAGAGAAAGGCAGAAGCGUGAGGAAAACCAUCAAGUUGCAGCAAAGAACAUGACGCUAGGAUCAGCCAGUGUUUGGGGAUCAUCCCCUCCUCUCACAAACUGGGCCAAUGAAGGAGCAUGGGGAGCCAUAAAAAAUGCACAGCUCGGUGUCAAUAUGAAUAACAAUAACAACAGUAAUAACAAUGCAUUGGGUUUCUGGGAUGAUGCAAUCAUUUCAACCUCGGGUCCCGUGAAAAAACAGUCCAACAAACCAAGUAAACAGCAGACAGCAGAAUUUCCUGCAUUGAGUGGAGACAAUUCAAACCGAGGUAAAACAGCAGUGGGUGGUCCGAGCAAACAGAAACCAUCAAAAUCAAAGAAAGAGGAGGAAGCUGUUCAGAGAUUGUUCCAACCAUUUCCACAGGAGGAUGAUUUCACAUUAUGGUGUAAAAAGCAACUGAAAAACAUGGCCACAUCAGUUGAUAUUCCAACAUUCAUUGCAUUUCUACAAGAAGUAGAAUCUCCCUAUGAGGUGCAUGAUUAUGUACGUUCAUACUUGGGGGAGAAUAAAGUUACAGAGGACUUUGCGAGGGCGUUUUUGGAGAAAAGGAGCCAGUUCAGGAGCAAGUCAAAACCUGCUGUCCAAGAGGAUAGUAUCUGGGGACCAGCCCCAGCUAUAACACCAAGGGAAUUGCGUCAGCCUACUCAGUCUUUCAACGAGGAUGGUCAGAAAGGCAAAGCAAAUAAGAAGAAAAAGAACAAAAUGAUGAAAGUAGAUGCAAGUAUUCUCGGAUUUACAGUGCAUGCUGCUCCAGACCGCAUUGUUGGAGAGAUUGACUGUUUAGAAACAACUCCAAGAUGAGAUACAGGAGAGCAAAAAUUGACUGGAUCCUUUAUGAGAGAAUAUUUCUUUUUCUGUUAAUUAUUGACAUGCUUUGCAUUGUUUGUUGAUGUAGGGUUGAGUGCUUCUUCUUAUCACACAAAUGUUUUUAUCAGAGAUGUGGCCCAAAUGUUAAUAAGGUACGACAGGGAUGAAUACUCGGAACCCGUAAGUGCAUAGAGAAGAUGGGACUGUUCAAUAUCUGCCCAUGUUUGGGCUCUCCAGGGAGAAAUAACUGUCUCACACAGGAAAUGUAAAACAUGUGAAUCCUGUCACAGUAGCAGAAAAAAAGACAUGAAAAAUGUGAUUCACAAAUAAUUGUUCAUGAAUCUAGUUUAGUGAAAAACAGUAUUCUUUUUUUCUGGUGCAGUAAUAAAUAGUUUUAGUAUUUUGAAUAAACUUAUAAGAUCAUAGUUAACAAAUGUUGGAUUAGUAAAUAGUAGGUGUCUUCCAUGUAAGGUAAGGCUUUGUAUUUUCACCAUAGGAAAAAUGGUAUUAUUGAAAUGAAUUGAGAAAGUUCUAAAGGUUGAUUAACAAGCAGAUUUAGCUCAGAAAUGUAUGCUAUAAAAUGUGCAACUUAGAUUUUUCAGUUUUAUCAGAUUGAUUUCUUUUCCUGCAGAAACUGUAGGAAAUACCAGUACUAAAUGACAGCUAAACAUUUGAUAUAUAAGGAAAACUGAAACAACUUUUCACUGGUGAGCUUGUAGGAUUGUUGGAUGCCCCUUGCCCGUCUGUUAUCCCUACUCUCUUUAUGGAACAUCUCCAUACACUAACAAGCACUUUCAGCCAAACGUCACAUGACUGUUUCUUUGGUAAUUCUCUUAUAUGUAGUAAUUCAUGCAGGAUUCAGGUUGCCAUAGUACCUGAAAGGAAAAGCUUUAAAAUUCUCUGAAACUCUUGGCUCAAGUUCAAAUAAUUUCACAGAAAUGUUUCUUUGUUGAGCCGCUACCAAAUUUCUUCUGAUCAUUGUGUUAUGUAAAAGAAUACUUGUGGGAGUGGAGCUGGUUUUCCUUGUAUGCCUUUUAUGGAAACUUUGUGAGUCUUGUCAGGAACUGCUGGCCUGAAGACUGUUCAUAUUAUUGAGAUUUGUUAAAAAAAAAAUGGCUGCCAGAGCUGUAAGUAGAAAAAUCUUCAAGCAACAUCUUCUACACCUCUGGUCUGAGUUCACAGAAACCCUGCACUAAGAUUAUUCAAAUUCAUUUUUAGCUAGUUUUUCUGAUCGCUCGAUGUCCGGCGUCUGUCGUCCGUCGUCUGUCAACAUUUAGCUUGUGUAUGCGAUAGAGGCUGUACUUUUCAAUUAAUCUUCAUGAAUAUUGGUCAGAAUGAUAACCUUGAUGAAAUCUAGGCCGAGUUCGAAAAUGGGUCAUCUCGGGUCAAAAACUAGGUCACUAGGUCAAAUCAAAGAAAAACCUUGUGUAUGCGAUAGAGGCUGUAUUUUUCAUUUAAUCUUCAUGAAUGUUGGUCAGAAUGAUAACUUUGAUGAAAUCUAGGCCGAGUUCGAAAAUGGGUCAUCUCGGGUCAAAAACUAGGUCACUAGGUCAAAUCAAAGAAAAACCUUGUGUAUGCGAUAGAGGCUGUAUUUUUCAAUUGAUCUUCAUGAAUUUUGGUCAGAAUGAUUGCCUUGAUGAAAUAAAGGCCGAGUUCGAAAAUGGGUCAUCUCAGGUCAAAAACUAGGUCAAAUCAAAGAAAAACCUUGUGUAUGCGAUAGAGGCGGUAUUUUUCAAUUGAUCUUCAUGAAUUUUGGUCAGAAUGAUUACCUUGAUGAAAUCUAGGCAGAGUUCGAAAAUGGGUCAUCUGGGGUCAAAAACUAGGUCACUAGGUCAUAUCACGUAAAAACCUUGUGUAUGCGAUAGAGGCUGUAUUUUUCAAUUGAUCUUCAUGAAUUUUGGUCAGAAUGAUAACCUUGAUGAAAUUUAGACCAAGUUCGAAAAUGGGUCAUCUGGGGUCAAAAACUAGGUCACUAGGUCAAAUCAAAGAAAAACCUUGUGUAUGCAAUAGAGGCUGUAUUUUUCAACUGAUCUUCAUGAAAUUUAGCCAGAAUGAUUACCUUGAUAAAAUCUAGGCCGAGUUUGAAAAUGGGUUAUCUGGGGUCAAAAACUAGGUCACUAGGUCAAAUCGAAGAAAAACAUUGUGUAUGCAAUAGAGGAUGUAUUUUUCAAUUGAUCUUCAUUAAAUUUGGUCAGAGUGAUUGCCUUGAUAAAAUCUAGGUCGAUUUUGAAUAUGGGUUAUCUGAGGUCAAAAACUAGGUCACUAGGUCAAAUUAAACAAAAAUCUUGUGUAUGCGAUAGAGACUGUUUUUUUUUCAAUUGAUUUUUAUGAAAUUUGAUCAGGUUGAUUGCCUUAAUGAAAUCUAGGUCGAAUUUGAAUAUGGGUCAUCUGAGGUCAAAAACUAGGUCACUUGGUCAAAUCAAAGAAAAAACUUCUGGUUAUGAUAGAGGCUGUAUUUUUCAGUUGAUCUUCAUGAAUUUUGGUCAGAAUGAUUGCCUUGAUAAAAUCUAGGUCGAGUUUGAACAUGGGUCAUCUAGGGUCAAAAACUAGGUCAUAUCUAAGAAAAUGCUUGUUUUAUCGCAAGAGACCAAUUUUUUGGUCCAAUCUUAAUGAAAAUUGGUCAGAAUAUUUGUUUCCAUGAAAUCACUAGGUCAAACAUGUUUUACACUGUUAUGGAGUGUUUCUUAGGUGAGCGACCUAGGGCCAUCUUGGCCCUCUUGUUUCUGAUUUAUCAGAAAGCAUUGCUGUCUAAUGCUAAAAAAUAUAUGACUCUACAAACAACAUUUUGUCUAAUACCGCUUGUAAAAUUUUAAAUAAGUUCACUGAAAUGUUCCUUGAAUGACACACUCCCGAGAUUUUUCAUAUUAUUUAUCCCCCCGCCAAAGGCGAAGGGGAUAUUAGAAAUGCUCUUCGUCCGUCUGUCCACAACGAUCUUUGUCCGGAGCAUAACUCCAAAAGUACUGGAGGGAUUUUCUUCAAACUUCAUACACUGAUAGAACACAUUGGGAGGAAGUGCAAUGUGCAAGAACAAUAACUCUACCUUGCCUAUUUUUUGAGUUAUUCCCCUUUAUCAUAUUUUCUUAAAAAAAUUUGUCCGGAGCAUAACUCUAAAAGUACUGGAGGGAUUUUCUUCAAACUUCAUACACUGAUAGAACACAUUGGGAGGAAGUGCAGUGUACAAGAACAAUAACUCUACCUUGCCUAUUUUUUGAG